This is a messenger RNA of Lycium barbarum (goji berry), 2784 nucleotides long. RefSeq lists its product as uncharacterized. The record is from RefSeq and is a predicted model, not a curated record. Lineage: Eukaryota; Viridiplantae; Streptophyta; Magnoliopsida; Solanales; Solanaceae. The coding region runs from base 1 to 2784 and encodes 927 amino acids. The transcript is spliced from 10 exons.
AUGGAGCCUUUUCAAAAUGCUAAUAAAAUUCAUCAAUAUAGGAGAAGGAUUGGUAUGCCUUAUGCUAACAGUAAUUGUAAUGGGAAAAUAUGUUUCUUUGUAAAUGAUAAUAUUGAUAUGGAGAUUUUAGAGGACACUGCUCACCAAGUCACCCUUAAGCUACAUUUCCAGGAGCUGGACAAGACCAUGAUUGUGACACUGGUUUAUGAAAAAUGUGAUGCUCUUGAGAGAUUAUCUUUAUGGGAUAUCAUGUAUUGCUUAGCAGAUGGUAUGACUACUCCUUGGUUGAUUGGAGGUGACUUCAAUGUUAUAUUGAAUGAAGAAGAAAAGAUUGGUGGCUUACCUGUUUUACCUCAAGAAUAUGAAGAUUUUGCCUUUUGCAUCAAUUCUUGUAAAUUAGCUGAAAUUAGUUUCAAAGGCAAUCCUUUCACUUGGUUGAAUGGUAAAGCAGAUCAGGAGUGUAUUUUUAAAAGGUUGGAUAGGAUCCUAUCUAAUGAGCAAUUUCAAGAUUGGUUUGGACAUUUGGAAGUGGAUCAUCUAUCAAGAACUGGCUUUAAGGAGAUUGUGAAGAACAACUGGUUGGCAGAAGAUGGGAAUGAUGUCUUUAUUUCUUUCAAGCAGAAAGUGAAACAAGUUAAAACUGCUCUAUCUGUAUGGAGUAAGCAGACUUUUGGAGAUAUUUUUAAUCAACUCAACAUCAGGGAAGAUAUUGUUAAGAUUAAAGAGCAGCUAUUUGAAGAAGCUCCAUCAGAAACAAAUCGAAUGAUUCUCCAAAGAGCACAGGCAGAAAUGAAGAAAUAUUUGCAUUAUGAGGAGGAAUUUUGGAAGCAAAACGCUGGUUUCACUCACUUUGCCGAAGGAGAUAAGAAUACAAGAUUCUUUCACAAUGCUUUAUUUUUGAAUUAUGUUCCUGAAAUGUUGAGUCAAGAAGAUAAUGAGCUGAUGUGUGCUACACCAACUAUUUUGAUGAAGUCAAACAUGCUGUGUUUGAAUUAUCAAGGGAUAGUGACGGAUAAAGUUCUGCCAAGUCUGAUUUCUGCUAAUCAAUCAGGUUUUGUAAAGGGCAGGAAUAUCAUUGAGAAUGUGUUGUUAGCUCAAGAGAUUGUUUCUGAUAUUAGAUUGAGAGGCAAACCAGCAAAUUUGGUCAUUAUGCUUGACAUGACCAAGGCCUAUGAUAGGUCUCAUGGAUUUUUUCAUUCUACUAGGGGUGUUAAACAAGGUGAUUCUUUGUCACCUGCUUUAUUCAUCCAAUCUGCUGAAGUUCUUACAAGGGCAUUAAGUGCAUUGUUUGAGGAUCACAAGUUUAAAGGUUUGAAGUAUGAGGAGAUUUCUGGACAGCUAAUCAACAAAGGAAAACGUUCUUUUUAUAUGUAUUCCAAGGUUACAAAAAAUCUGGUUCAGCAGGUGGAAACCAUCACUGGAUUUUCAAGAGGAUCCUUUCCUUUUGUAUAUCUAGGCUGUCCUAUUACUCAUGCUAGGAAAAGAAAGGCUGAUUAUAAUGAUCUCCUUAAGAAAGUAAGGGACAAACUGCAUGCAUGGAAGGGAAAGUUGUUAUCUCCAGGAGGAAAGGCUAUGUUAAUUAAUAGUGUAUUGCAAAGCAUUCCUAUCCACUUGUUAUCUGCUAUUAAACCUCCAAAAUGUGUAAUCAAGGACAUUCACAAGAUUUUUGCAAGAUCCUUCUGGAGUAGUAAUGAAGAUGUUAAAAAGAGACAUUGGUCAGCAUGGUUGAAUAUGUGCUAUCCAAAGCAUGAAGGGGGAUUAGGAUUUAGGUCCAUCUUUGAUGUAUCAAAAGCUCAAUGUGCUAAACUGUGGUGGAGGUUUAGAACUGUGUACUCUUUAUGGUCAAACUUUAUGUGGAUCAAGUAUUACAAAAAGCAGUAUCCUCAGAAUGUUCAAUGGAAGGGUGGAUCUCAAGUGUGGAAGAUGAUGCUUGAGGCUAGAGACAACAUAGAGCAGGAGAUUUGGUGGGAAACUAGAAGUGGCACUACAAAUAUCUGGUUUCAUAAUUGGACAAGAGUGGAGCAUGUAAAAGAGCUUAUGAAUGGAGGAAUGUGGGAUAUUGUCAAGCUAGAACAGUGUUUUCCUGAAGAGAUUGUUGAUCACAUAAUGGCUGAACUAGAAAUUAAAGAAAACUCUCAAGAAUGGGAUAAGCCUUGGUGGAUGAUGACUAGUACUGGAGAAUUCUCUGUGGCAAGUGCCUGGGAAAUGUUAAGGCAAAAAUCUCACUCUUCUGAUAUUUAUAAGGACAUGUGGAUCAAAGGCUUGCCUUUCAAAAUCUCUUUCUUCUUAUGGAGAUUGUGGAAGUUUAAAAUUCCUGUUGAUGAAGUGCUAACCUCAAUAGGUCAAGCAAGUGGUGUUAAAAUGGUGGCAGGCCCCAUGUCAUUAAAAGUUGAGACCUGUUUACAAAGCAGUGCCAGCCAUAAUAUUGUGGCAUUUGUGAAAGUGGAGGAAUACAACUUUGCAUGGAGGGGUGGUAUUAGUGUGUCACAUGCUCAUUCCCAUGCAGAGAGUUUGCAACUUUUUAGUUUCAAAACACAACAGACGUGCAAAGAUUCAACUAUUGUCCUGAAGCUUAAUUGUAGAAGUCCGAACAUUGAUAAUUGUCUCCUGAUGUUUAGUUUUAAAAAGAUUGAUCUUCAGGACACACAAUAUCUUGAUGUUCAAAAUACUACAACUAAAUUUCAGGACUGUGACCUGAAGGUCAAAUUACCACAAGUAAAAGUCAUAAAACAGUAUCCUGAUGUUGGAACCACUAUAAGUGAACUUCAGGACACAAUAGCCUGA